AUGAUCUUCACCGCCCGACAGCUCAUGGAAAAGUCAAUUGAACAUCAGGCCAAGGGAUUUUUUGUGUCUAUCGACCUGAAGAAGGCCUAUGAUUCAGUGCCUAGGGGGUGUCUGUGGCAGGUCCUCGGCCGUGCGGGAGUACCAGAAAAGCUUAUCAACAUCAUCCGGUCAUUCCACGACCCCAUGUCAGCAUCGGCGCAGUUCAACAACAUAUUAUCAGACCCGUUCAGCAUUGGCAAUGGUUUUCGCCAGGGGUGCUCUAUGGCGCCGGUCCUUUUUAAUAUCUUUAUGUGGGCCGUGAUGACCCAGUGGCAACACCGCGUCAGGAGAGUUGACGGGGUUGGCUUCGAGCUCCGCUCAGCAUACAGCAGCGAUCUAUACCGUAAACCCCGCCGUGACGACCAACACCAUUGCCUAACAGAUUCCCGGUUUGCUGACGACUCUUGUCUAUUCGCUACGACUCGGUCUGGAGCAGGGGCAGCAUUGUGCUGUCUUCACGAGGUGGCGUCGGGAUUCGGCUUGACCAUCAGUGCAACGAAGACUCAGUUUGUAGUUGUUGGCCCCGGCAUCACGCCUACUGACCGCGCUCCCCUCCAACUUGGUCAAGCGGAGGUGGAAUGCGUACCGCAUUUCAAAUACCUCGGUUCUGUAGUGGACAGCGGUUGCCGCUCGUCCCGGGACAUCGCCGCAAGGAUUGCCCAAGCCUCCAGGGCCUGCGGUGCUCUUCGGAGGUCUAUAUUCUCCAAUCUACAUCUGCUGAUGCACACCAAGCGGUGCGUAUUCAAUGCUUGUGUUCUGUCCCUGCUGUUGUAUGGCUCUGAGUGCUGGACGCCCCUUCAACAUGACCUGCCGAAGCUCUCAACCUUCAGCAUGAGGUGCAUCCGAUCCAUCCUCGGGGUCUCUCGAAGCCGGAUGUGGGAUGAACACAUCACCAACGAAGAGAUGCUGGUGCGCUGGGGAGACUCCGAGACGAUUUAA
This is a messenger RNA of Sycon ciliatum, 978 nucleotides long. RefSeq lists its product as uncharacterized. The coding region runs from base 1 to 978 and encodes 325 amino acids. The record is from RefSeq and is a predicted model, not a curated record. Lineage: Eukaryota; Metazoa; Porifera; Calcarea; Leucosolenida; Sycettidae. The transcript has a single exon.